This is a messenger RNA of Ornithodoros turicata, 2829 nucleotides long. RefSeq lists its product as uncharacterized. The coding region runs from base 189 to 1637 and encodes 482 amino acids. The transcript is spliced from 6 exons. The record is from RefSeq and is a predicted model, not a curated record. Lineage: Eukaryota; Metazoa; Arthropoda; Arachnida; Ixodida; Argasidae.
CAAGCCAAGGGAUCAUUAACGUAUUUCUGCUAUGUGUACCCAAUCGGGAGACAUCGCCGUGAGAUACCGAAGCUUUUGUCAAGCAAUGAGUACGCCGGACUAUACUACGCGAGUGCAUACAGACUGCUGUCCUUCCGCCUUUGAUACGUGCGUCAACGACAUUCCCCUGUGAAGUUAAGGAGUGAGCCAUGUUGACGUACAGAGGAGGCGGCGGGAGCAGACGACCGUCCUCUUCUGCUUCGUCGCUUGACACAAAGUCAUGGCUCUCCUCCCUUGUGGUCCGCUGGUCCCCUAUCCACAGGUCCGUGUCACUACGCUGUGUCUUCGCCCUUCUCGCUGUUCCCAUCGGGGUGAUCGGCCUUCUAGUGGUGCGCCUGAUGCACGGGAUCGCCGUACGGAUCUGCAUUGCCCUCCUCUCCAUCCUUCCUAAGGGGUGCCCAGGUUUGACGUACAGCAGCGACCAUGUCAGCUGUUCACCAGCAAGUCGCCUGUUCGUGUUUCAAGUGGACAGAGGCAAGGACGUGUCCGACGUCCUCGAGUCACUCAUUGCGCAAGACGGUCGCUUUCGAAUGAAGCUUGUAUACAGUCAUUUAGGCAGUAACGUGUGGAAGGAAUGCGACGAUUCUUGGAACUUUCGAGAUCACGUUCGACAAGCACCAUCACCAGACGUUCUCCUCGUUGAGCAUUCCAUCAGAGACAUUCUGUCGGCCCCACUUUCCCCCGACCUUCCACCGUGGAGGGCCGUACGAUGCUGCGAGGGGCACAUUCUGGUGAUCUGCGUCCACAGGUCCUUGGCGGAUGCCAUGAAGAAGUGCGACGAUCUAGAACCGUGCCUCUACACUCCGAAGAAAGAAAUCGAUCCACUGGUCCUCCUUUCGCGCAAGCUGGAAGGAUGGAUACACGCGUGGUUUUCCAACCCUACACUGGUGCUUCAUCGUGUUCGAAGCCAGUUUGGUCGAGACACCACCCUGAAGGAGUUUAACGUGGCAUCUACCCGUAUCAUCCCGACCAGCUUCAUUGAGGCAUUGUCUGUUCGAAGUGAAAGAUCACGUGACGACGUCCUGCUGUCUUGCGUAGCCGGUGCGCUUCGGCGAUCAUUUCAGCAUCUUCGUGGAUCGUUGCCACAAGACGCUAUUGCGGGAACCUUCACCAACAAACUCGUGGACAAGGCUCUUCUUUUCCCCCUCUGGAACGCGGAUCCUGUGACGAGGCUGAGGCGCAUGACAGCUGCGUCGAAAGACCCACUACAACUCGAGUGUCACAUCUCAGUGACGUGCACGCUAGGUGCAGGGUGGAGGCUACCAGGCUGCGAAAUACUGAAGUCAUUGCAUGAUUGGACAUUGGACCCGUCAGGGGUGCACGUCCACAUCAAUGAGACCAAAGAAGGACUCCAUGUGGAUGUUGCCUGCCUCAAAGACUUCCUGGAGAGACCAGACCUCUUGGCAGUAGCCUUCGAACGAGAAGUUCAGGACAUGGCUAUGGCUGUCGGCCUUCACAGACGGCAGGUUGCUGGGACGUCCCUGACAACGUCAGCGUUGAACUCACAGCUCAUUGAACACGACUUCUGGAGCACCAAGAUUCAACAUGUGUGCGAGAUCCAGCGAAAGUUAGCAAGCCUGGUGUUUCCUUUGCAGUGAGACUGCAAGUGUACAAUCGUUGGACGCUGUGUAGACCGGGCUCGCUACGGGUCCGGGUCCAGAAGUCGUUACGUGCUUGUAACGGAACAGAAGACUAGUCGGAACAUUGAAAGGCUCAGGGAGAUCAUCUCUUGGUGAUCCAUUCGCAUUGCAAAUAGUUGCCAUCAUCUUGUUUCACGCGUUAGACUUUUCCCAGCGGGGAACAUCGAAAGGGUUUUAUGACUCUGCUGUAGGCUGCAGUGCUCUAUACUUGUUUCCUAUUCACUACAAUUGACCCUAUUUGUCGGUGCUUUUAGCAUUUAUCGGCCGUUAUGCCCGCUUUAUCAGAAAGGAGUUCAUCCUUUAGGAGGGAGGGGGUAGUAACAUCGGGUUGGGUUGGGUUAGCUGUUAAAGCUUUAGCUUUUAAACUUCAUCAUCCUCUCUCUCGUAAGAAAUUUGACGUCAGUUUCCCGGCAUGGCAGUGACACUGUUUUCAAAUUCAGUAGGGCGCUGAACGGAUUGUGCAUGUUCAGCUGGUGGCGCUAAUGGUUCAGCUAACUGAAAUAUCACUAUGUUUAUAAGUCUCAAACGUCGCCACACCAGCACUGGACAGCUGUUUCGGCCUUAUUUGGCCCACCUACGCAUUGCUGAUGAUGACCCCAUAGGGCCGAAACAGCUGUCCAGUGCUGAUGUGGCGACGUUUGGGACUUAUAUAUGUUCAACGUGCAGCCAAAGAGUGUCUGCUACUUUUCUUCCUGAAUAUCACUAGUGUGUUUUGUAGUUUAUUCUGGCUUCUUAAAAAAAAGACGAAAGGAAAGAACUAAUAUUGAAAACGGAAAGGACAAUGCAACAAAUACUUUUGUUGCCCUUGAUUAAUAUGUUUCAAUUGCAGCUGGUUAAGAACUGGUCCCCAGCAUUUAACAAGGUCCGAUCCUCGACUGGUAUGCAUUGUGUGUUACAACAUCUCCCAUCGUGUUGGUAUUCGGUUCAUAAUCUUUCAUGCAGAGCUUACCCUCAACAACACUGACUUAAAUGUAAAACACGUUUUACGCAACGAAUAAGUUUUCAGAGCUCAGUAUCUAGCGAGGCUAAAAAUAAGAUAAAAUAAAGAACGACAGGCAGUGAAGUGCUAAAAUGACCAUACACAACAAUAGGAAACGCGCCAUUGUUUGUAAACGUUUUAUUUACAAAUAAAUACCAUAUAUAAAUAACA